Magallana angulata is the source of this 2276-nucleotide messenger RNA. RefSeq names its product tripartite motif-containing protein 3-like. Bases 19 to 1725 code for a protein of 568 amino acids. Lineage: Eukaryota; Metazoa; Mollusca; Bivalvia; Ostreida; Ostreidae. The record is from RefSeq and is a predicted model, not a curated record. Gene Ontology annotation, molecular function: translation repressor activity; ubiquitin protein ligase activity; zinc ion binding. Gene Ontology annotation, biological process: negative regulation of translation; proteasome-mediated ubiquitin-dependent protein catabolic process; protein polyubiquitination. The transcript has a single exon.
UGUCUUGGUAACUGAUAUAUGUGCCCAACCAUGGACCCUCGUCGCAGUGGUCAAGAUGUGUUACGGUGUGAUCUCUGUGAGAACCCAGGUCCCUCUAUGUACUGUGAUGUUUGUCACACAAAUCUAUGUACAGCAUGCGUGGGUGAACAUCUCUCUGAUGAGUUGAUAGAACACAGGGUGGUGCCAUUUAGAAAGCGAGGAUCCACUCUUACUUGUACAAAUCAUUCCCCGAAAAUUUGUGAACUUUACUGUGAAACAUGCGAUGGUCCGAUGUGUUCACUUUGUGUUACGUCUGGUGAACAUGAACAACACAAGAAAAUUGACAUUUUAAAAUGUUUCGAAAACAAGAAAGCGGAAAUUAAAGACGAUUUACAAGAGUUAGAGAAUAAAGUCUAUCUUACAUACCAACAGUUGGCAUCUAAGAUCCCAGUUCAAAAAGACAAAAUGAAAGAAAACAUCCAAAAGUUAAAAUCAGCUAUCAACGAACAGGGUGAACUUUGGCACAGAGGAAUAGAUAUGUUUAUAGAAAAACUUAGAUGGCGACUUGACAAAAAUGAAAGUAAUGUUUUUUCUGCCUUGAAUAGACAGGAAGAUGAAUACACCAUCAGAAUUUCUGAAAUCAAACAAAGCAUAGAAGAUUUGAAAAAACUAUAUGAUUCUAACGAUGUAAGUGUUGUCUCCUUAUACAAAUCCAAAAAUGAUAGAUUUAGAAGAUUGCCAGCUCAGCCAGUGGUGACACUGCCUGAAUUUUUUCCUCAUGAUGUCAACAAAAUAAGAAUACUAGUAAAAGAAAAUUUUGGCUUUCUGUCACCGCUUUCCAUCAAUACUGAAGAACAAGGGUACAUAUUGAAAUCUCCAGGUACAACGUCUUUUCCCUUAGUUAAAACACUUAUUGAUGUACCAAGAAUCAUUGCAAAUACCUACAUUCAGUGCUUAAAUUCUAAUAGUUUACACUGUGUAUGUAGUGCAAAUAAUGAAGAAUUCUGGACUUGUCAUCGUGAUAAUAGGAUAAGGCUCUACAAUUUCCAUGGAGAACUAGUGAAGUCAUUUCAAACCAAGACAGGAAACAGUCCCGUUGACAUAGCAGUGACAAAAAGCGGAGAUUUAGUUUAUACUGAUUUAAAAAAUCUCAGUGUGAACAUAGUAAAGAAUACAGAAAUAUUUGAAGUCGUUAUACUAAAAGAAUGGAGGCCUUUUUAUGUCUGUUGUUCCUCUUCGGGUGAUAUAUUGGUUGUUAUGGACAAUUUGAAUGGAUAUGAUUCAAAAGUUGUACGUUAUUCUGGCUCAACCGAAAAACAAAGUAUACAGUUUGAUGGCAAAGGUCAGCGUCUGUAUUCAAAUCUUGGUGAAUGUCCAUGUUCAUGUUCUAAAAACAUCGUUGAAAAUAUGAACUUAGACAUUUGUGUGGCUGACGGCCACAACAAUGCAAUCACUGUUGUCAACCAUGCCGGUGAACUCAGGUUUCGGUACACGGGAAUUUUUAAUCCUAUCGGCAUCGCUACAGACAGCCAGGGGCGGAUCCUGGCAGUUGAAACCCCUGAGAAUCGUAUCCACAUCCUAGAUCAGGACGGACAGUUCCUCCGCUACAUCGACAACUGUGGCUUAGUGGCUCCGUGGGGUUUAAGUGUGGACAAUGACGAUAAACUCAUAGUGUUGAGGAGAGAUAAACUCAUAGUGUUGAGGAGAGACAGUGGUAAUGUGAAGAAGAUUCAAUACUGUCAGUGAAUAAGUUUAUUUGUUUUAAGCACUGUGUGUUCUCUACAGUCGCUGGUACAUUACAGAAUUUCUUAGUAAAAUACAUUUUUUUGACAAACCAUUAUAAGCUUCUUAUUUCUUCUAUGUAUAUGAUAUAUAUUGAUUGCAUUCACUUAAGUGUUCCAUCUAAUGUUGCUGCUGCUUGAUAAAAAAUAUUUGAUAAAACAAAACGAGAAAAGACAUGUGGACAUAAUAUUUUGAAAUUCUCUGAAGUUUUAUUCGUUGUAAAAUCUUCUUUAAACAUUACAAUUAGUAGUAUUGUGUUAUUUAAAAUUCAUCACAUAUCGUUAUAUCUGGUAAUGCUUAUUUUUGCAAUUGUACUUUCAAAAAUUUCUUUUACAUUUGUUUAAAAUUUUAAUGAAAUUUAUUUUGAAAUAAUGUCCACAUAUAACAUUGAAUAUCACCACAAUAAAAAAAAAUGUAAGACAUAUAGUUAAAUUGAAUUUAUAACCAAAGUUAUACAAUUCAAUUGAAUAAAUCUUUUGAAAUAAACUUUUAACUCAAACAAAAAUGAAGACCCU